Messenger RNA from Trypanosoma brucei brucei TREU927, 1830 nucleotides. RefSeq lists its product as hypothetical. Gene Ontology annotation, cellular component: membrane. Bases 1 to 1830 code for a protein of 609 amino acids. Lineage: Eukaryota; Euglenozoa; Kinetoplastea; Trypanosomatida; Trypanosomatidae. The transcript has a single exon. The record is from RefSeq and is a predicted model, not a curated record.
AUGAGUGUCACUGAAGGAGAUGAACGUGCUACUGAGGUUGGACCGGAACCCAAGCUUGUGAUAAGUGAACCGAAGCGCUUCGCGAUUCUCGUAGUCGGUGUUUUCGGCUGUGUUUGUGUGUCCCUCACCUUCGGCUUCAACAUAUUCAGCGGAGAUUUGCAAGAGCGGUACCACUUCACACAGGCCGAAAUGACGACGAUCAGUACCGUUGGUCUUGUCUUAUCUUACUUUGGUCUGCCCUACGCCUUUGUGUACGACUACUUCGGUGUUUUCCCCGUAUUGGUGAUGGGUUUUGUCAUGAUGGCCACCGGUUUGCUUUUCAUGGCACUGACGUUUGGGGGUACCAUUACCGCUUCCGUUGUUCUGUUGUGCGUUUUUAAUGGCAUCUUCAACUUUGCAAGUGGCCUUUAUGACCUUGCUUGCGUGGUGACGACCCUAACUCAGUUUCCUACUGCAAAGGGUUGGAUCGUGGCGGUGAUGAAGACGUUUAUUGGUUUGGGCUCCGCCUUGCUGGGGGCAAUACAGUUAGCGUUCUUCGAGGACGACCCCACGAAUUACUUUUAUUUCCUUCUGGCGUUUGGGGCUGUCGUUGGUAUUGUUGUGAUGCUCGUGAUGCGUUCGGCUCCUUACAUAAUAACGGACUAUAUGCUCAAGCACCUAACGGAAGAGGAGAUAACGAGACGUGAGGCAACAAAGGCUGUGUAUUUAAGACAGGAGCCUCCUACCUUGCGCUUUGCUAUUGGGCUGCUCAUUAUCACUGUGCUCAUCAUUGUUCUGCCCCUACAAAGUGCCCUGAUUGCGUAUACGGAUGUGUCGCCGUUCAACCGAAAGGCCUCUACAAUAGUGUUUGUGGUUAUAUGGCUUCUGUAUCCAAUUGUUUGCCUACCGGCCAAAUGCCUGGAUAAAAGCUGGAGGUUCUGGCGUAAGGAGAGCCAGGUUUCCGCGGGGAGCAUCGAAGACCAAAGAAGGGACGACGGAUCGUCCGAGGGUGAGAUAGAUGAGCUGGACUACAUCCCACCACAGUACCAGACGCGUUUCAUUGAUAGCGUCAAGACAUUGAGGCUGUGGGCGCUCUUUUGGUCACUAUUUUGUACCCUUGGGGCUGAGUUUGUUGUCUUGAUAAACACCCGCUUCCUUUUCGCUGCCCUUGCCGGCAAAGAGAUUGAUGACUCCCUCAAUACUUUACUAACUGUGCUGAACGGUACGGGAAGCGCCGCGGGCCGUCUCAUUAUGAGCUACCUUGAGAUAUGGUCACAGAAGCGCAAGGCGGAGGAUCGUAUUCCCAUCACAGUCACACUCUUCAUACCAACAGCCGCUAUCACCAUCAUGCUUGUUCUCUUUCUCACCGUGUCCAAUGAAUACGUAUUACCGUUUGCGUUUGUUGUGGGUGCCAUUGGAAAUGGCAUCAUUGCCUCGGUGACUAUCCUUGUUGUGAACACAAUUUACGCCAAGGAUUUGGGGUUACACUACAACUACUGUUUCGUCGCCACGGCCUGCUCCACCAUACUGUACAACCGUCUCUUGUACGGGGAGUGGUAUACGUAUGAAGCUAACAAACUCGGGGUGGAGGUUUGCUUGGAGCGUGUGUGUGUUCAAAUGCCACUUCUCGUUAUGCUCGGUCUCAACUUGACUGCAUUUGGAACAAAUACAUACGUGCACUGCGAAUACCUCAAGUUGGUUCGAUCGGCACUGGAAGGCCGCCGGGUUGCAGCCGAGUCCCUCCCUAAAAAGCCGGAGGGUGCAAAUGAUAUCAAUUCCAUACGGCUUGAGUUGCCAGCGGAGACGAGUGCUGCACCUUAUGGCUCAAGGGACCGCAGGGGGACUGAGUGA